This is a messenger RNA of Dissoconium aciculare CBS 342.82, 1647 nucleotides long. RefSeq lists its product as uncharacterized. The transcript has a single exon. The coding region runs from base 1 to 1647 and encodes 548 amino acids. Lineage: Eukaryota; Fungi; Ascomycota; Dothideomycetes; Mycosphaerellales; Dissoconiaceae. The record is from RefSeq and is a predicted model, not a curated record.
AUGAGCAACACGUGCGAGCGGCCAAGAAGCGAUUUCGAAACGAUCGAUCUUCACGAUUGUUCAAGAACUUCGCCAAGUGCUUCAACAAUGGCAGCCUCAAGACGAGAUUCGAAGUUCGACAAUGGUCGUGUUGUAUCACAAUACAUCAUUGAUCAGCCAAAGACGUUCUAUGACGAGCCAUCGCCGACAAGCUCUGCCUUCUCGGUGGACAUUCAGGACUGCAAAUUGCCUACAUCUCCUCCUGCCACGCUCGCUUCGCCUUGGAGACAUUCGCAGACUCUCGACUAUUUUCAAGAUACCAACCUCGACAAGGCGGAUGUACUGUUUGAUAUCGAGCAAGGCAGUCCUUCCACAAGGACUACCCGAUGGCCGACAUCACUGUCACUGUCGUCGGGUCUCGGUAUCUCAUCUCCUACAUCUUCUAGAGCCAAGAAGAUACAGCGCAACCAGUCCCAAAGCACGAAGAAACCAGCUCCCGUCACUAAUUUCUUGAGCUCGUUCCGGCCCAGUCGUCUGGCAGCUGCACUUCGAUCGACUGUACAGAACAUGUAUUCAGGAUCUCCAGCAAAGAAGUCCUGCCCGUCAACACCUCUUGCUUCGGCGCCAUCAUAUCUCAAUUCUGAGAGUGUGCUCAUGUUGAGCCUGCGUGCUAGCGGUGAUAGUGAGGUCAAAUCAAACGGCACCAGUAUCGGCGACAGUCCACGACUGUAUGCACCUCCCCGCUCAAGCGUUCGAUCCAAAUCGAAGACCGCAACAUUGCCUAUUCCAGCAACGUCGAGUCGUCGCUCGAAAGCAGAUCACGAGAAGGCACUAUGGUCCCGUCACAUCGAUGCUGCUACAUCAAAAACUUCCUCAUCACCACACAGCAACACUUCUUCCACAUCCCGACGGGCUCCUCCCCCUCCCUUCGACGACGAAGUCUUCUUCCUUCAGCUCCGCGAAAGCUACACCCACCUCCGCGGCGGCUCACUCUGGCGCACCUGUUCCGCCCGCUCUCUCCAGCGUAUAACCGUCCAAGGCCGAGGCCCCCAAGACUUCGCCCGGCCGAGCCGUAGCUCCUGCGAUCUCUACAGCUGCUACAGCAGCAGCAAACUCGAGAUCCUCUCCCCGACGUUUCCCACCAGCGCCAACGGCGACAGCGGCAGCAGCAGCAGCCCCAGCCCCACCGCAUCAACCUUCCCCAUCCUCUCCGACGACCCAUCCUCCCCCCCGACGACCAAAGACCAAACCGCUUCCACCCUCCUCGCCCUCUUCCGCGACCCGGCCCUCGGCCGCGACCACACCACCCACGUGCAAUGGGCGCGCCGCAUCGCCAACAUGCCGACCCUGCGGAUCGUGCCGCCCCACAACGACGGCUGCGACCCCGACCCGGACGACGCGGCCGCGGACGCCGACGUCGAGGGCCAAGACCGUUUCGCGCAGGAGGGCUUGGUCUUCGAGAUCGGAUUCUCGUGGCGCAGGAUCGUCGCGGCCGUCGGCUUGGUGCUGCUCGCGGCUGUUCUGGUCGGCAGUGCGGCGGGGCCCGGCGCCGUGCUGGGGAUUGGAGCGGCGAGUGCGGUGAGCGCGGUUCUGCUUGGGGGUUGCGUUCUGCUGGCGGGGCUGGCGGCGGUGGCGGUGUGGUUGGGGGUGAGUUGGAUGAUGCUGUGA